Messenger RNA from Carcharodon carcharias (great white shark), 5505 nucleotides. RefSeq names its product mannose receptor, C type 1a (gene mrc1a). NCBI's taxonomy places the organism in Eukaryota, Metazoa, Chordata, Chondrichthyes, Lamniformes, Lamnidae. Gene Ontology annotation, molecular function: signaling receptor activity. The record is from RefSeq and is a predicted model, not a curated record. Gene Ontology annotation, biological process: receptor-mediated endocytosis. Gene Ontology annotation, cellular component: plasma membrane. The transcript is spliced from 30 exons. Bases 110 to 4471 code for a protein of 1453 amino acids.
UCUCUGCUAGGAGUACUUUUAAUUAGGAGUUUCCUUUAUCACCAACUACCUUCUUUUUAGGGAAAGGAAGAUCAUUCAAAACCUUACCACCUUCAUAAAAAAUAAUGAAAUGUCUAUGAUGUGUGGGUUUCCGUUUGCUGCUUUACUUUGUGUUAUCCAAACCGUCACGUGCGGAGAUCCUAACAUCUUUUUAAUAUACAAUGAAAACCAUGCAAAGUGUGUGGAGGCAAGAAGUGAAAAAUCUGUGGUAACAAAUACUUGUAAUACUGCUGCGGAGUCACAGCAAUUUAGAUGGGUUACUGGUCAGAGACUCAUGAGCGUCAAGUUCAAACUGUGCUUCGGAGUUCCUAGCAAGGUAAACUGGGUUCCAGUAACUCUCUAUCCGUGCAAUGAAACAAGUGAUCUACAGUCAUGGAGAUGCAAGAAUGACACACUCUUGAGCAUCGAGGGGGCCGAUGUCUACUUCAACUAUGGAAACAGAAAUGAGAAAAAUAUUAUGCUGUACAAAGGAUCAGGAUUGUGGAGCAGGUGGAAGGUUUAUGGCACCAAAAAUGAUCUUUGUUCGAUAAAGAAUGAAGAAUUGUUUACAAUAUAUGGAAAUUCAAAUGGACAACCAUGUGUAAUGCCUUUCAAGUACCGUAACAAGUGGUAUGCAGACUGUACUACUGAUGGUAGAUCUGAUGGCUUGCUUUGGUGUGCAACGACUUCAGACUAUGCUGAUGGCAUGUGGGGACUUUGCCCAGUGACCUCCAGUAAGUGUGGUACUUCAUGGAAUAAAGAUCCUUUAACAGGCAACUGCUACCAAAUCAACUAUAAUUCAGCUCUAACAUGGCACGAAGCAAGAAGAAGUUGUCAGCAACAAAAUUCAGACCUUCUGAGUGUGACAGAGCUACACACACAGACAUAUCUCUCAGGACUGGUGAAUAAUAUGAAGACAUCACUUUGGAUAGGGCUGAAUAGCCUGGAUGUUGAAAAAGGCUGGCAAUGGAGUGACCAAAGUCCCUUCAGAUACUUGAACUGGGCUCCUGGACAUCCAUCAUCUGAACCAGAUUAUACAUGCGUGGUUAUGAACCCUUCCAUGGGAGCAAAGUGGGAAACUGAAGCUUGUUCCCUGAAACUGGGAUAUAUUUGUCAGGCUGAUAGUGGAAACACAAAUUCUUCCGAGACCAUUGAAGAGGACAAUACACCCAUUUCUUGCCCAGGAGGAUGGCAGUCAUAUGCAGGUUAUUGCUAUAGUCUACGCCGAGAUCGCAAAACAUGGCAACAGUCUUUGUCAGCCUGUCGAAAGGAGGAAGGAGAUUUGGUCAGCAUUCACAAUAUUGAAGAGCACGAUUUUAUUAUUACACAGCUUGGAUAUUUAUCCACUGAUGAGCUGUGGCUUGGGAUGAAUGAUCUUAAGAUGCAGAUGCUGUUCGAAUGGACAGAUGGAUCCCCAGUGUCUUUUACUGCCUGGCUGCAUAAUGAACCAAGUCAUUUUGACAAUAAGCGAGAGGACUGUGUCAUGAUGAGGACAAAGAUUGGCUAUUGGGCAGAUCAUGUGUGUGAAAAACAGUAUGGAUAUAUCUGCAAACGCAAACCAUUUCCAAAACAACCAGGGCAGGAGGAGGUGAUUCCUGUGGAAGAAGGAUGUCUGAAGGGCUGGAAGAGAUAUGGGACGUCCUGCUAUUUCACUGGGCAGACGGCAAAGACAUUCAAUGAUGCAUCCAAUAUGUGCAAAAGUCAGAAUGCAUUCCUUGUUAAUGUUCAAGAAAGAUAUGAGCAAGCUUUUUUGACGAGCUUAAUUGGACUGCGACUUGAAACACAUUUUUGGAUUGGUAUAAAAUCUGAUCCAGACAACAAAGGGGCCUUUUUGUCUGUGAAUGGGGGGCCAGUGUCAUAUACAAAUUGGAAUAUCGAUAUGCCAGGAAGAAAAGCUGGCUGUGUUGGCAUGGCAACCAGAAAUGCUGCUGGUUUAUGGGGUAUUUAUGACUGUACAGACAGAGCAAAAUAUAUCUGCAAGCAAUGGGCGGCUGGUGCGACAUCUCCUCCAACUGUACCGACAACUCUUGCCCCAACCUGUUCAGACGGCUGGGAAACAUAUGAAAAUUCUAGAUACUGCUACAAAGCUUUUAUAAAAUCUAAGCAAACCAAAAAAUCAUGGUUUGAAGCACGUGAUUACUGUCGAGCCAUUGGCGGAGAUCUUACCAGCAUCCAUGAUUAUUCUGAAGAAAAAUUUCUCUGGAAUAAACUAGUGUCACUAAUGGCUUUUUCACCUGUGUGGAUUGGAUUACAUAAGCCAAGACCGAAUGGUGGAUUUGUCUGGAGUGAUGACAGUCCAGUAGCAUUUCAGAAUUGGAAUCCGGGAGAGCCCAACCAGUUUCGUGGGAUUGAGAACUGUGUUGAAGCAGGAACUGGUUAUGAAAUGCAAUGGAAUGACAUACAUUGUGAAUCGUUACAUGAUUGGAUUUGCAAAAUUAAAAAAGGACAACCUGUGAAAUCUGAACCCGUUGAUACAAAUUUACAGCAGAAUACAGAAGAUGGCUGGGUAGUACAUGAUAGCUCUCAGUACUACAUUAAUCAAGAAGAAAUGUCAUGGGAUGACGCACGGACAUUUUGCAAGAAAGGGUUUGGAGAUCUUGCUAUAAUUAACAGUGCUUCCGAAAGAUUGUUUUUGUGGAAAAAGAUUUCGAAAAAUCCUCACACUCAAUAUUUCAUUGGUUUGCUUGUGGGUCUUGACAAAAGUGUUAAGUGGAUAGACAAUACUCCAGUGGAUUAUCUCGCCUGGGCACAACAUGAACCAAAUUUUGCAAAUAAUGAUGAGAACUGUGUUGUCAUGUAUGGGAGCCUGGGAUUCUGGAAUGACAUUAACUGCGGUCAUCCAUUCCCUUUUAUAUGUGAAAGAACUAACAGUUCAAUUAAUACAACAUAUGCUCCUACUGAAGCACCAGGUCCAGGAGGAUGUACUCAAGACUGGAUCCCAUUUGGAUCAAAGUGUUUCAUGUUUUAUGGUAAAAAGGAAGCAGAGCAAUUGUCUUGGAAAAAUGCAAGAGAUCGUUGCAUAAGCGAAGGAGGAAACCUAGCAUCAGUUCAAAAUGCUAAAGAACAAGCAUUUAUUAACAUGAAGCUGGAAGGUUUUCCUGUAAAUGUUUGGAUUGGGUUGAAUGAUAUUAAUAAAGAGAGUAAAUAUCUCUGGACUGAAGGAAGGGGAGUAAACUAUACUAACUGGGCCAAGGGUUUUCCGACAGGGCAAAGAUACAGCUACGAUGAUCCAGCAACUGACUGUGUGACUGUGAUUGUAAACGCAAGGAAAAAUGCUGGAACUUGGAAGGAUGAGUACUGUGAUCUUAAAAGAGGCUUUAUAUGCCAGAAGUACAAAGAUCGCGCUUUAAUGUUACAGUCCACAACCAUGGCACCAACAAGCUACAUUAAGUAUGCUAACGGUUCAUACAGACUAGUUGCCUUCAAGCUGAAAUGGCAAGAUGCUCGUAAAGUUUGUGAGGCAGAGGGUGCCGAGAUUGUCAGUAUCACAAAUGUAUUUGAACAUUCCUUACUAAUAUUAGAAGCUGCUAAAUUUGGACAGAAACUGUGGAUUGGACUAAAUGGCAAUGAGACUUCAAGACAGUACAGAUGGGUUGACGGGUGGAGACUGCGCUAUUCCAAAUGGGAGGCUGGAGAACCCAAGAUCAACGAUGGGUGUGUCUUCAUGAAUCUGGAUGGAAGUUGGAAAACUUCAAAGUGCGAUGAUGAACAUUAUGCCGCUUGUAAAAAAUCUUCUGUGCAACCACCUUUGGAUCCACCUCAACUUCCUGGAAAAUGCCCAGAAACAGUGUUACCCCAAUCUUGGGUCCCAUUCCAUGGCCAUUGCUAUUUAUUCGAAACAGCAACUACUAAAAACUGGGCCGCAGCCAGCCUUCACUGCAUUCGUCUUGGAGCUUCAUUAGCAAGUAUAGAGAGUACUGCCGAAAAUGCCUUUUUAUUUCAUACAACAGAAAUGUUGGCUGACAAGACAGCAGCUUUCUGGAUAGGAAUGUAUAAGAAUGUUGAAGACGAGUGGUUAUGGAUAGAUAACACUGUGGUAGAUUUUGUAAACUGGAAUAAAGGAGAACCUUCAAGUCAGAAGAAUGAAAAUUGUGUUGAAAUGUACUCAGAUUCAAAUUACUGGAACAAUGCUCCCUGUGCAACAUAUAAACCAUUCAUUUGCAAAAUGCCGAAAAUUGUUGAACUAACUGAGGCACCUUCACUGAUGGAAGUCUUGCAGCCAAAAGAGACUUCAUCUCACAGCAUAACAGGGAUUGUGGUGGUGCUGGUUAUUGUCUUUGCUGUAGGUAUAGUUCUUGCAGGCUACCUCAUUCAAAAGCGCAGGAGGAAGACAACAGAUAUGGAUACAAAUUUUGAUAACACUCUCUAUUUCAACAGAGAAACUACAGCUGCACCCUGUGAUAUGAAAUCUCUUGUGCCAAACAUAGAACAGAAUGAACAAGCAUUAAUAUAAUUUGCAAAAGUGUUUAAAAUAUUUUGAAAUAAAUCUAUGAACUGUAUGCAGUUAGACUGGAAACCAGCUUUAGCAACAUGAGUAUUUGGCUAAAGCAUGCUUUUGCUGCAAUGUUUUGCACUGAACUCUAAUUAUUCUGCUGUGUUACUAUCUUUUUAUAAAAUAUAUAUAUAUUGAUUACCUUUGUUUUUUUAUUAAUGGCUUAUCUUCCUGGUAUAAGCUUUUAGAAUGAUCAUGUUUAGUACUUUUACUAUCACAAUGAUUAUACUCAAUUCCUUGUGUAAUUAUGAAAGAGGUGACACCUUAGGGCAUCAUGACAAAGAGAAGACUCAUAUUGAUAUUCUUUAGCUGCUUGACCUACUGCCCAAGUGCUUAUUGUAACUAUCUGGUUAAGAGUUUCAAUGAAGAAAACAUGCAAAAAGCUCAUGUUAUGAAAAGCAUAAGCAAAAACCAUGACAUCAUAUAGAAAAACCUUUCAAGUCCACUGUCAUCUGGUUGUUUAGUUUUAAAAACAAACAUGCAAGCGUUUAUAGGAAUAAAUAAUAUCUUGUGAAUUUUUAAAAAAAGAACAAAUUGCAUCAGCCAAUUUCUGCUCAUUAUUGAUACGUAGCAUAUCAGUACGGUCAAAGUGUACAGACUGAUGAGCACCCAGAUAGUUUUUAUACUGUUUCUCAUCUCGCACUUUAUAGUGAGAGUAAGCAGACAUUUUAGCAUUCCUUCAGAAUGCAACAAUGUGUGGGAAAGUAUCAACAAAUUGAAUGUACAUUUACAAACAAUAAAAUGUGCAAAAAGAAAACCAUAUUCUAAUAUUUAAAGCAUAAUGAUUAUUGUCCUAAAUAUAUGGAAUUGAUGUGCUUUUUUUAAUGUGAGCUGUCUUGUGAAAUUUCUGGCACAGUAAAGACAAAAUGUAUUUUGAAAACCACUAAUCAUAUUACCAUUUCUCUGGCCUGUAUAUUAAUAAGGAAUUAAUUAUAUCUGGAUUGCUUUAAAACCACAGUUACAAGGAAGGCACUUAAUAAAAUUUGUUACCUUUA